UCUUGAAUCACCAAAGCCAUUUGAGACCGUAACUUCUGCUUUUUUUAUGACAAUCUGAGAGUACUGAAUGUGUAAAUCCAGUAGAUGUGCAGAAGUAAGAAGUAGUUAUAUUAACAAGCGACAAGGUUCAGUUUAGCCUCAAGGCUGAGACUAAUUUCACCGAUGAUGCAACCAUUUUACACCAUAAAUGUUCAGCCAGAAUAUAUAAAGUUCAUAGUAAUGUGGCCAAUGUUUAUAUCCUGUAACAAAAAUACCAAUAUCAAUGUAAUUACCGUGGCUUUAUCUUGUGCUGAUCUGUCAGUCUUGUGCUGGCAGUGGCGUCAGAGAAAUUCCCCGCCCCUCCCUCUCAGCUAUUUAAACGCCUGCCUGAAUCAAAACAGAAAGUGUCUCCUCUACUGCAGUUCAGCAAAAUGCUGUGCACCUUCAUACUGACUCUCCUGCUGUUUAAAGGUAAGAGGCGUGACACCCUCUGCUAUUUUUAAAAAUCAGCUAUGUGGUUCUUCUUGUAGUCAACAGAGAGAGCAGCAUGUAUCUGUUGUUGUAUUGUCAUACAUCAUAUUUUGAACUUUACCUCUUUGUAGAAAUGCUGGUUUAAUCAGGAAUAACAUAGAAGUCCUGCGAUUUUAGGGGUGUGGUGCAUGUUGAGGUUUUUGCCAAUGUCAGGUUGUGGAUCAGUCAGAGUUUGUUUCUCCAAUAUAUGAGGACAAAAUGAUAUCAGGCUUCAUGGAGGUUGUUAACUAACAAUGUAACCUAGCACCCAACUUGUACACAAACACAAGGCCACGCAGCAAGUCUAUCUCUGGCUUUAAAGUUUCAGUUCUCAGAUAACCCCAUCAUUUGUUUAGCCACUCUUACAAUCAUAAGCUAUGGUCUGCUGUUUUUACUGAUGUUACAGUCGACUAUUUGGGAUCUGCUAACAGGCUGUAAAUCACUGUCUUUGUACUAAAAGUCUCACUUUUUAUUUUUACCUUUAAUCGUCAAGUAAGAUUUACAUCUUUGGGUUUUUAAAAAUAGUUUGAAACAUAUUAAGGUUAGAAGUUUUGCAUUAUUUAAGGUAUGGCUGACUUGACUGAGAGGUAGGCGCACUAGCCAAAGGCCAACCUGUCAAUUGAACUAUUGAUAAGAUAAACGAGUAAGGCUGAGUCUGCAUUUUAAAUACAGAAACCACUAUUUCUAGACAUUUAAACUCUGCAUUAGAAACCAAUUGGUGACGUUAUAUAUCAUGAUACUCAAAGGAUAGUUGUUCAAGUAGAUACCCUGGCCACCCCUGCCUGUGUCAGUGCCGCAGCUGGGCCACCCCAGUCUAAAAGGUCCGGGCACACCCCUGGUCAGGCACCAUCAUAGAGCACAUUUUCCUAUAUACUGCUCUUAAUGACGCGCAGUGUCUUUAUUUUUAGCCUCAGUCUCCGAGAUCACCAUGCAUGGAGAGAGAACAGCUGAUUAUGGCAGGAGUGUGCUUUACAGCUGUGCAGUGGAUGACUCAACAGGUAAGACCAACACUUUCUCUUUUCUUUCAGAUCAAUGCAAAGAGGGGUACGGAGGUCUAUUACUGCCAAGUCACUAACGGAGAAUAAAUAGUAAAAAUGUGAGAUUAAAAUGUGCUGAUCUUUAUCACAGUUUUGGUAUUAAAAAUUACAAUAAAAGGUAAAAAGUCAAUGAUUUACUUCACUAUUUACACAAAAUAUUCACAAUAAAAUAUACAUUUCACUGUCAAUAGUCAGUUGGAUGAGAUUUUAAAGGACAAAAUAUGCAAAAACUGUUUGUCCACAUGCAUCACCAAAAUUCACACAGAUUAAAUGUUCUUCACAGGAGUUUAAAAUAAGUUAAACUUCUGAGAUUGAAAUAAAAAUCAUGAGAUAAAAGUGCAAAUUUUUGGAGAUAAGGUAGUUAUUUUGAUAAUUUUACAUAGAAAUAGUUCAUAGUUUUUAUUUGAAUUAAAAAUAUAUAAGAGAAUAUCUCGUGAUUUUGUUGUAAAAUGUAAAAAAGAACACAUAAUGUGAAAAAAGUCACAACAAGUCUGAGAUGAGAUUAAUACAUCUUUGUUGGGUCAUAAAUUGAAAUUAACAUAGAAAAAUUUAAAAAGACUAGAUAUGUAUCAGUAACUUUGACAUAAUAGUUCAUAAUUACCAGAUAAACUCCAUUAAGUUUCAUUUCUUAAUUAGUUUAAAGUUUCACAUUCAUUUUUCUUACUGGCAUUAACAGGCUUCCGUAGAAUAUUCAUUACUCUGCUCUAUAAUGAUCAUGCCACUCUGAAUUUACUCUAAAUACUGACUUUGUGUUUGUCUUUGUCCUCCAGGUGUGCUUCAGAUCACCUGGCAGAGACUUGUAAAAGACUCCAUGGAGAAUUUAGCCACUUUUAGUAAAAGAUUUGGCAAACAAGUAAAUGAACCUUACAGCGGGAAGGUGGUCUUCACAGAGGCGUCUUUAAACUCGACAUCCAUCACUGUCAAAAACGUGACAUGGGAAGACAGCGGGUGUUAUAUCUGCUCUUUUAAUGUUUAUCCUGCUGGGUCCCAAAGGAAGCAGAUUUGUCUCACAGUACAAGGUAAAUGGCUGAACUUGGAUUUCUUUAAAUACAGGUGUUUAUUAACCCCAGAUUAACCUCAUUUAAUGUUAAUUUUCCUCCUGUCUCCAUGAAGGAAUAUCAGAGAUAAAAACAAAAGUACAUCCUACCAGCACUGAACACGUAGUCGAAGAAGACGACGAGGAGGUUGUUGUUGUUACCUGCUCUGCAACAGGUAAACCAGCUCCCACCAUCCAGUGGGCCGUCCCCGCUGACGCCACGCAAUUAGACACACCAAAGCCUGCUUCAGUCCAAAACAGAGACAGGACAUUUACCAGCAGCAGCAACAUCACCCUGCAGGUCUCCUCAGACUGGAACGGAUACGUGGACUGUCUGCUGAACAAAGAUCUGAAGGGACAAAGACAGGAGAGGAUUAUUGUUGGUGAUGGAAAAGUGCCAACCAAUGAAGAGACAGGUAUGCACUCAAUCCCUCACUCUAAAUCAUUAUAAUGUGUGGUGACGGCUAUGGAGGCCCAUCACUGCCAGCACAAGAAAAGACAACAAGACACUUUUAUGAAAUCUUUCCAAAGUGUUUGGGAGAUAAAAAGGUCCAAUAAUUUAACUGGACUGAAGAAGUAAGUCAUGGUUUAGUGAAAAAAGGUCAAAUUAAAGACUUAAACAGUCUUACAAUUGAGAAAAAAAGUCUAAAUUAAGGAAAAUAGGUAAUUAUCAAGAAAAUGGAUGGUCAAAACUAUGAUAAAGUUAGUCACCAAUUGGACAAAAAAGGUUAAAAUUACUAGAGAGAGGUAAAUUUAUGAGAUAAAAGGUCACAAUAAUAAAAUAAAGUCAAUAUUAUAGACCUUUGCUAUUGUAAAAAUAGUUUUUCAUGAAGAUGAGUUUAUUGGAUUUAAGAGGAUAAAGUCAAAAUUAUGAAAAAGUAAGUCAUUAUUUAAAGGAAAGAGUCAAACUUUUGAAAACUUGGUUAAACCAGAAGAUAAAAACAUAUUAAAAUGAGGCAAAGGGUGAUAAUUCAAGUUUGAAAUAUGAAAAAAAGUCAAAGUUUGGGAUUAAAAAGUCUCAACCAGGUGAAAUUUCAAAUUUAAUAUCUAAAAAAAAGUUUAAGUUGUGAGAUUAUCGUUAAAUUUCCUUCAAAAAAGUCAAAUUUGAGGCACAAACAUGACUUAAUUCUGAGGGAAAAAAAUAUAAAAGUGUUUUAAAAAGUCAAAUUUUCAGAAUAAAAGCCCUCAAGAGUGAGCCAAAGUAAGCUGAUUACGAAAUUAAAAAUCAUUAUUAUGUCUCAGAUCUGAAAUUGAAAAAGUGAAAAAUUCUGUGACAGUAUGUCAUAAUUUUAAGAUUAAGUUGUAAAUAUGCACAAUUAGUUAUAAUUCUGAAAUAAAAUAUAAAGUCAUAAGAUGUAAAGUAUGAAAUAUGAGGCACUUUUUCAUCAGAUAGUAAGUAUUAGUAAAAAGAUAAAACUGUCAUAAUUGAAAUAGAUAAAAAGUAAGAAUUCACACCACAGUAAAACAUUUUUACAUAUUUAACUUUGUCAUAGUUUUGACUUUCGGCUCAUAAUCAUGAUGUACUUUCCUCAUAGAUUUUUCUUUCCCCCCUUUGAGAGAGACUUUCAGACUAACUCAAAUGAUUUUCUGAAGUUAAUUUGCAUCCAUACUUGAGGUGCUGCUGGGUUUAUUUGUGCCUGGAGUGUUUCUCAGAAGAACUUUCUUUACAAACUUUACCAGGAAGUUUACCUCUUACUCUAACUGGAAGUGAAGCCACACUGAACGUUCUUGUUAUUAAAGUGUGAACACCAGCUAGUGACGGGAACAGCUGAUGUUUGUGUAUCAGGAAGAGUAUUUACAGUCACCUUAUUUAACAUUUAAAUAUUUACUUCUGUAAAACACACACCCAGGAGUAGAAACAACAUCAGUCAGUCACUUUAAAGGUCACCUGAUCACAUAAUAGUGGGAUUUAAUCAUCAUCUUAAUGACAUAUUAAUAAGCUAUUAGGAGAUUUAACCCUAAUUAGGAAUGAAGAGUCACGUUUUAAAUAAGAAGGUUAAAAUUAGAAUAAUGAUUGAGAGGUAGUUAAUUUUAAUAAUGAGAUAAAAAGCCAAUUAUUCCAAUUAAAGUUAUAAUUAUGAGGUACAAAGAUGCAAUAAUGAAAUAGAAAUUAAAAUUAUGAUCAGAAAGUCAUUUUUAGGAGAUUUAAAUGAAUAAAUAUGACAAAAUAAUUGAUUUUUAUGAGGCAGGUCAUCAAACUGAAGAAGAUUAAAAUGGGAAUUAUUGGACAAAAAUGCAAAUUUAUGAGACACUACCUCGUGUUUUUUUUAAUUUUAUAUUAUAAUCUUAUCACUUUUCCAAAUUUGGAUGCACUUUAAAACAACUUGUACUUUUGCCUCACCAGUCAGUAUAAUAAAAAGUCAAGAGUUGAAGAAAACUUUAGUCUAGGGUCAAAAAAAAAGAGAAAAUUACCUUAUUUUUAUAAUGUCUAUUUUUACAUCAGUAAGAUAUUGUAUUUUUUUGUACUGAAUGAGAAGUGUGUCAUAAUUUUCUCAUUAAAAGUCAUUUAAAAAAGAUUAAAAGUCAUGACUGUGACAUAAAAUUUUGAGAAAAAAUCCACAGAAAUGACACAAAUACUGUUUAAAAAGUCACAACUUUGUGAUUGAUAAGUCCUUAUUUUCAAAAUUUCAUAACUGUUUCAGUUUUGUUAAUACAAUAAGCUUUUUAAAAAUCUGACGUCACAUCUAACCACGAGUUCCUUAUCAAUAAAUCAAUUCAUUGUGCAUACUGCACGCACUUAUCUGGGAUCCAGGGAAGCCCCUGAUAUCCACAAAGCCUGCAGAGCCUGUGAACCACAUCAGACUCAGGAGGACAUAUCAGCUGGCAGUAGCGUCACAACACAGAAUAGUUUCACUUUCAUUUCAAGUUAAAGUUUCUUUUCUGGAAAAGAAAAACACAUCAAAGCUCAGUGAGGUCAUAUGACACACAGGGGGCGGUCAAGUGUUAAAGUGAUGAGUACAUUCUGACUGUAAAAUUUUCCCAUCUUCCUCUUUCUAGGGUAAUUGUUUGACGUCUUCCUAGAUCAAACUGACCAUGUGUGGUUUUUUUUUUCUCCUUACAGUAAAACAAUUGUCUAAAUCAGGAAUCGCCCUUGUGGUCAGUUCUACUUUAUUUGUCGCCUUUAUCAUUUUUGCUGUCGCACUAAAGCGGAAAAGGUGAUUUUUCAUUUUUUUAUCACUCAAUCUGACUCACUCUUUGUCCUUUAGUUCAUUUAAUCUUAUCUUUCCCUUUUAUUUUGGUCCACAGGUUAAAGAGCAACAGAAGGAAUCUUAAUGUUUGAGUGAUCUUUGACCUCGCAGAAGGCCGUCCUAUCACAGCAGACUUUUGGAGCAUUAAAGUGUUGUAUCAGUCUUCUUCUUUCCCUUUUAUAAGUGCAGCGACAGUGCAGCAAAUUAAGCUAAAAGUCAAAAAACAGUGUUACCUACUUCAUGACUAAUUUAUAUUUAUCUUAAACUGCAAUUCCCAGCAGCACUUUAUUUUGAAAUGUGUACCUUCUAUCAGGUUUAGGCUUUACAGGCUGAAAAUCUUCCAUCAAUAAACAUGCUGUUGGCAUUGCAGGUGAAGUAUCACACAGGAAUUUGAAGUAGUUGAUGUCAUCUAGCGGCUGCAUCAAGAAGUGCAAUGAGAAGAGUUGGCACCGAGUUACUCAAACAUGCGGAUUACUGUGAAGACAAACCAUUUUGCUUUGGCAAUCAGAGUGGAUCAAAGAAAGUCAAAGAAAGAUGCAACAGCGCCAUCUAGUGUCCUUUUCCGGGCACAGAAGAAUCAGGAUCAGGGGCCAGAUCACUAUUUUACUCACCGGUGAAUGUAUCGCAAUUUCUUUUUUGCACAUGAAAUCUGCACUUUUCUUUCAAUAUAGUUAUUUAAUAUAUUAUGUCACAUGUAAUGUGAAAUUUUUAUUUAUUUAUUUCGAUUAUAGAUUUUAAUAUGAAAUGUUUGUGUGUAAGUCAAGCUGUAAGACGUACUUACUGAUUGCUUGUUAUUGUUUUAAUAGUCUUAUAAAUGUGGAUAAUACUUUGUCUAACUUGUGAACAAAUCUCUGUCAAUGUGCAAUAUAAGAUUGUUUUGUUCAACAUGACUGACUUCCACUUCACAAUUAUGUGCUACUUUGUGUUGGUCUAUGACAAAAAAAAAUCUCAAUAAAAUACCUUUAAGUUUGUGGUUGUAGAG
Messenger RNA from Xyrichtys novacula (pearly razorfish), 6732 nucleotides. Lineage: Eukaryota; Metazoa; Chordata; Actinopteri; Labriformes; Labridae. The record is from the annotation of a GenBank genome assembly.